CAGUUGAAUGUGAAGUGACCACACGGGAAUAAAGACGGGGGAAAAAAUCGCUGUUUUUUUCGAGGGGUAUUAACACAGCUGGCUUUCCGAUUUAAACGGCCAGUGUAAAAGUAAAAUUUGCUUUGAGCUCAAGUUGGCAUCAUUUAUAAUUUACCACAGAUUUUAGUUUUCUCGAAGUUAUUGGAAAAUGCAAAACUACGCAGAGGUUCUGAAGGACUUCAUUGAGAGGCAUGCCACUGGCCUCACAGUCGGCGCUGUUACAGGAAUAGGGAUUCUAGGUUUGCGAAGAUGGAUGGCAGGAGGGGUGUGUCGCAGCAAGGCCAGGCUGGAUGGCAAAACAGUCCUGAUUACAGGAGCCAACGCUGGCAUCGGGAAGGUGACGGCCAUGGAUAUGGCUCAGAGAGGUGCCAGGGUGAUCAUGGCCUGCAGAGACAUUCCCAAAGCCUACAGUGCAGCAGAUGAGAUCCGUCUUAAGACUGGGAACAGUAACAUUUUGGUCAAGAAACUGGACUUGGCCUCGCUGAAGUCUGUCAGGGAGCUGGCCAAGUACGUGCAGGAGAACGAGAAACGUCUGGACAUCCUUAUUAACAAUGCAGGUAUAAUGAUGUGUCCGAAGUGGAAGACUGAAGAUGGCUUUGAAAUGCAGUUUGGCGUCAACCACUUGGGGCACUUUCUCCUCACCAACUCUCUUCUUGACCUGCUGAAGAAGUCAGCUCCAAGUCGUGUUGUCGUUGUUGCAAGCGUCGCCCACGUGACAGGUCAGAUACACUUUGACGACAUCAACCUAGAUAGAAACUACGAUAAUUUGGUAAGCUAUCGGCAAAGCAAGCUGGCAAACAUUCUCUUCACCAGGGAACUGGCUGCGAGACUGCAAGGCAGCGGUGUUACAGUCUACAGCCUUCACCCAGGACUGAUCCGCACGGAGUUAGGUCGCCAUCUGUUCCCCCACUGGGCUUGGUGGAAGAGAACGUUGGCCUCAGUCCUGAUGAUGAUUGUCAAGAGUCCCUGGGAAGGAGCCCAAACAAGCAUCUACUGCGCUGUGGAGGAGAGUCUGGCGAACGAGAGCGGCCUCUACUACAGCGACUGCGCUCGCAAAAAGCCUGCAGCUCAAGCUCUGGAUGAUGCUGCCGCCAAGAGGCUGUGGGACCUCAGUGCCUCCAUGGUUGGUCUUUCCUAAGCAUGGCCUCUGUUUCAGUAGCCGUUUCCUUCCAGCGGUGAUGGUAACACUGUUUACAUGGGAGAACAGAGCGCUUUAAUUCCUUUUCGUUUUUUUCAUCAUUGAAGGGCAUUUCAUUAAUUAAGAGUUUUCAAAUGCUUAUAUAUUGAAGCACGUGAAUGCUUUCAGCACAAUAAUUUGCACUAUUUACAUUUAUUCCAAUGAAGUCAUGCUUGUUAUAAAGAGGUGCUAAGCUUUAUUUUUAUAUCAUGAACAAUUCAUAUACUGCAUGACCUUUUCUUUAAUUGCACUUGUGAUAUAAAAGUACACAUUUGUGCCAAGGAAUGAUGCCAGACGCACUGUAAGUUUGAAAGGUUGCACUUCUAAAAAGGCUAUACAAAAAUAGUUUGAAGUUUUUCUGCUUUCUGUUUGUGAUUUUUAUUUAAAAAAAAUAUGCAUUUAUGAGCUAAACUGUUAUACUGCUCAAAUUGAAAAGAAGCAGAUUGAAACUAGAUGAUGUAUUUUUGUGCUUUAGAUUACACGUGCGUGUUUCAAUCAAGCAUCCCAGCAAGUUUAGACUCCUUAAAAGGCUGUAGGCUACAAAUUAGAACACUGAAAAUUAUUAUGAAAAAGAAGUAGAACCAAAAUCAACCACUAGUUCCACACAUUUGAGGUGAAUGGUGUUGUGACCUACAGCAAAGGAGCAUUUUCAGCCUCUAAAUUCUUUAUUUUAGAUUUGCUUCUCGCAAGUGUAGAACGCUAUAGACACUGGAGAGUCUGACUGCAUCACCAGAGCAAAACUCAAGUAGUUUUUUUUUUAUUUCAAAAGUUGCAAGUCCUGUUUACUUACCUAUUUCACUGGAUGCUUAAUUAACAAGAGAAUGGUAUGAAAGUAAAUCAGUAUGGAAGCAAAUGAUGUUAACAAGGUGGGAGCUUGGAGACAUGCAAGCCUGUUUUAAUUAGCAUAUUGAAAUUUUUUUUUUUUGAUAGAACAACAGUGAGCAGCAAGUGUUGGAUUUAUUAAAAGUCCUUUAUUGCUGCAUGUUGAAAUGCCUGGUGGAACUGGGUAUGAGAAGAAUGAAGGAAACAUUGUUCGGGGUAUUUAUUUUGUUGACAGUAAAAAGCAUAGAAAAUAAUCACAGUCUGAAUCAUCACAAAGUUAGAGCUCCAUAUACAUGUAUUGUUCCAACAAAUAAAACACGCCCGCUAUCAAGAAUGCCUCCAUACUCCACCGAUUACAUUAAAUAGUGCAACUAUGGUGCUACACUGCACAACAGCUGCACAUUUUAAAACAUAAGCGUACAAUUUAGUUAUGCUCCAAUAAUUAUAGAGGAAUAGUGGAAAAACUUGAAACAGUUAAAAAAAACAUCCCAAUCCCAGUUUUUGGUGUUUGCAAAAGCUAUCAAUUUGGUUUUAUCUUUAUUAUUCUUUUUUGAUUUAUUAUUACAAUUUUCUCCAUAUAUAUUGAAGAAUGAUGAAAUCCUUUACAGAAAAGAUUCUGAGAGACUCCUAACUUGGGUAUUCUGUUAAAAAAAAGUAAUUGAAAAGAAAACUUGCAUAUUGCCUAAAAGUUGUUACGCUAAUGCCAAGUGGUAUUUGUGUACCAUUACACCCAGAUGACUGUGAAUAACUUCAUAAAACAAUUAUUCGUUAUUUUUUAAUAAUUUAAUGAAUGACAAAAACACUUUUAUAUAUUUUCAACAAAAUACUAGAGACAUUUAAGGCUUUAAUACCCUUUUCAAUGAUAUUUAACAAUAGUAAACAUAAGUUAAAGCCAAAUUUUCGUUUUCAUGUUCAGUUCUAUAUCUGGUUAAUAAGUAAAGGAAAAGUGAAGCAAGAGGCUUCAUGUAAAGGAAAUGGCUCUUGACUCAUGCCGACAGCACUUGGAGGAUUGUUGCACUUUAGAGGAGAUAGAAUCUUGGGAAUGUAAACGCCUCCGGGGCCUAAGAGCAUGUAGGAAAAAGAAAUGAAACCAAUAUGAUGUUUGUGAUGCUAUGAAAAGGCUGGGAUUGUUUCGUUAAGCGUGCCAUGAUGCCAACUGAGCUCACAAGGUCCUUAGGGUACAAUAUGAAGUCACUAGCAGUGUACUAUGCUCACCAAUAAAGUGGAAAGAAAAGGAAAAUGUUUGUGUCAAUUUGUAAAUAACAAGGUUUUGUUAAAAUCAUGUGUUUAAAUAGGACUAUUGUCAAGUUUAAAGUUGUGUUUUUGUUAGCUGAAUUCUAUAUCACAUCCUGUUUUCAGGUUUUUUUUAAAUAAAGAUCAUUUAGGUUUAAAAGUUUAGUAUGAUAACCGGCAAACUUCAUUUUAAAAGUAAAGCUUUUUCUUACUCGAACAUUUAGUCAUUUAGAUUUAGCAUAAUUGCACAUUUGAAUGUUUCUAACCUUCAUAAGUGACAACAAACACAUUCCCUUAUAGCAAAACUAUUUUGCACAAUGUUGUUCUUUACGUGUUUAUUUUAAUUCGGCUGUAAUUGACGCAUUGAAAUGCCACAUAUCGGUUUGUUGGUGUGACUGCAGCAGCGCAGUGAAACUACUCCCCUAAUCAUGAAUUCCCCUUACUGCUUAUGUCAUCUACGGCAGAUUUAGUGGGUUAUGUCGGCCAUGCUGUAUCAUGUCACGCUGUUAGUCUUCUGGUUAGCAAAUUUUAUGCUCAGAUAAAAAAAA
Fundulus heteroclitus (mummichog) is the source of this 3819-nucleotide messenger RNA. RefSeq lists its product as uncharacterized. Lineage: Eukaryota; Metazoa; Chordata; Actinopteri; Cyprinodontiformes; Fundulidae. The transcript is spliced from 7 exons. The record is from RefSeq and is a predicted model, not a curated record. The coding region runs from base 188 to 1177 and encodes 329 amino acids.